CCCGGAAGUAAUUAGGAAGCUGGGCCGGGAAGUCGGAAUUUGGAUUGUUUGCCGUCGUUUCUCCGCACUCGCUAGUCCUGGCACUGCCAGCGCCGCCGCCGCCGCCAUGGGGAAGCGACAGCAUCAGAAGGACAAGAUGUACAUUACCUGUGCUGAAUACACUCAUUUCUAUGGUGGCAAGAAACCAGAUAUCCCACAAGCCAAUUUUCGUCGUUUACCUUUUGAUCACUGCAGUCUCUCUCUGCAGCCCUUCGCCUACCCGGUCUGCACCCCUGAGGGUGUCGUCUUCGACUUGCUUAACAUCGUCCCUUGGCUUAAGAAGUAUGGGACCAACCCCAGCAACGGAGAGAAACUGGACGGGAGGUCCCUGAUCAGGCUGAACUUUGCAAAGAACAAGGAAGGAAAGUACCACUGCCCAGUGCUGUUUACUGUGUUCACCAACAACACCCACAUUGUAGCUGUCAGGACCACCGGCAAUGUCUAUACCUACGAGGCAGUGGAACAGUUAAAUAUCAAGGCCAAGAACUUCCGAGACCUGCUGACGGACGAGCCCUUCUCUCGGCAGGACAUCAUCACCCUUCAGGACCCCACCAAUUUGGACAAAUUCAACGUCUCCGAUUUCUUUCAUGUGAAGAAUAACAUGAAGAUGACAGAUCCUGAUGAAGAAAAGGCCAAACAGGACCCAUCUUAUUAUUUGAAAAAUACGAAUGCCGAGACCCGUGAGACGCUGCAGGAGCUCUACAAGGAGUUCAAAGGGGACGAGGUCCUGGCAGCCACCAUGAAGGUCCCUGAGAAGAAGAAAGUGGACAAGCUGAACGCCGCGCACUAUUCCACCGGGAAGGUCAGCGCCUCCUUUACCUCCACUGCCAUGGUUCCGGAGACCACACACGAAGCAGCCGCCAUUGAUGAGGAUGUGCUGCGCUACCAGUUUGUGAAGAAGAAGGGCUACGUGCGCCUGCACACCAACAAGGGCGACCUCAAUCUGGAGCUGCACUGCGACAUGACGCCGAAGACCUGUGAAAACUUCAUCAAGCUCUGCAAGAAGCAGUACUACGAUGGCACCAUCUUCCACAGGUCCAUCCGGAACUUUGUGAUCCAGGGGGGUGACCCCACCGGCACAGGCACAGGUGGGGAGUCGUACUGGGGAAAGCCCUUCAAAGACGAGUUCCGGCCCAACCUCUCGCACACGGGCCGGGGCAUCCUCAGCAUGGCCAACUCAGGGCCCAACGCCAACAAGUCUCAGUUCUUUAUCACCUUUCGAUCCUGUGCGUACCUGGACAAGAAGCACACCAUCUUCGGGCGAGUUGUUGGGGGCUUUGACACGCUGACAGCCAUGGAGAACGUGGAGAGUGACCCCAAAACCGACCGCCCUAAGGAGGAGAUCCGCAUCGACUCCACCACCGUGUUUGUGGAUCCCUACGAGGAGGCCGAUGCUCAGAUUGCUGAGGAACGGAAGAAGACGCAGCUCGAGGAGGUGGCCCCAGAAAGCGCUAUAAAAACUCAACAGCCCAAGGCGGGGAGCCAAGGCCCCCAGACGUACCGCCAGGGGGUGGGCAAGUACAUCAACCCAGCAGCCACGAAACGGGCAGCAGAGGAAGAGCCCUCAACCAGCACAGCUGUCCCUGCAGCCAAGAAAAAGCCCAGCCGAGGCUUUGGGGACUUCAGCUCCUGGUAGCAGCAGGUCUGCCCCUCUGGAGCCCUAGAGGGACUCAGGGCUUGGGGGCCUGUACCCACGCCGCGGAGUUCUCCACCUUUCUGACUAGAGCUCGCUAAAGCGCUUGUUGUUGCUGGAGUCCCCUUGCCUGGCCCCGGGGUCCACGGGCCUUCCCCGCCUUCACUCGCUUCGGUGGCGCGACCCUCUUCCCAGGCCGGGGCCAAGCCCGAAUGAGAUCUCAGACCACCAGGCGUGGGCUGUGGCCCUUAGGCCCACCUGCAGGGUGUGCCUGGGUGGGGGAGGAAGGCAGAGGCAGAGUCUCUGCCUUCCUCCCCAGCCCCAUUUUUGUCGUCUCCCUUGGGCACUGUUUGCUCAGCGUUAGCACCUGGCACCGCGUUAGAAACAGGCUUGCAGAGCCCGACCUCCUCGCCCGAGGCCACGGGGAGGGCAGUCCCUGGGUACUGCCACAGACUGGGGAGCUCCUGUUGCCUGUGGCUUGAGGACCCUUGACCAGAGCCUUGACCCGAGUUCCUAAAAUCUCUCCUGCUGCCUUUUGCCUGGACUCGCUGAGGCCUGCCCGCCCCCCCCGCCCCCCACAAGGACUCUGGGCAGUCAUAGCCAUGUUACCCCGUGGGCCUACUCUGGCCCCCCGCCUCAGGAUGGUACGAAGAGCCCAUGGGAGCAGCUGCCCCCCCACCCUUAGGGCCUGACUUCGGGCUCAAACAUUUGACCCUUCACCCCAGCACUAGGGCUUUCAGACCAGUCUCACCAGUGUUUCUGGAUUUAAAAAUCCCUUUCCUUUAUUUUUCUAUAAAUGUCAAAAAAGCCUUAACAUUUGCUGGUCUGCCCUUUGUUUUCUGUUUCUUCUGUAGCCUGUGCCCAUGUGGCUUCCCUGCUCCUGACCUUGACGACACUACCUCAGCUUUCCCAGAUGCCUCUGCAGAAGCGUGGGACAGCUGUACACCCCCUCACCACCCACUCCUGAGGCCUGUCCUCAUGUUGGCACGGGCCGCAACCCCCUCCAGCUUGUCGCAUUGCAAACCUCACUUACGCUCUGUCCUUUGUUGUUCUUUCCCUCACCCAAACCUCAGGUCCAUCAGUGUCAAUAGCAGCUUCCGAAUGUACCUGGGAGUCCCCCCCCCCCUUUUUUUUAAGAUUUUAUUUGACAGAGAUCACAAGAAGGCAGAGCAGCGGGGGGGGGGGGGGGGAUGCAGGCUCCCUGCUGAGCAGAGAGCCUGAUGUGGGGCUCGAUCCCAGGACCGUGAUACCAUGACCUGAGCCGAAGACAGAGGCUUAACCCACUGAGCCACCCAGGCACCCCAGGGCUCCCCUCUUUCCACCUCGGAUACUGAACCCCAGACCCAAGCCUGCUCUCUAGCCUGCCUUUGUUUAAGCCCCUUGCACAGAUCCUCCUGGUGCCAUCUGGGCCCCCUUCCCAGAGCUUGCCUGGCCAUUGUCCUCGUUUCACACCAGUCACUGGCUGUCCUGUGUGUGGAAAACAAGGUCUGUGCUCCCCACACACCCUGUCCCUCCGCAGUCCUCUCCCUGUGACUGUAGCCAGGGACCCGGGGUUCUAGAGAGCACCCACUCAGCCCUCUGCACCUGGGGCCAGGCCCUUGUCACCCUUCUCCCUGACCUCCCCACCAUCCCUCCCAGCUACACCAAAACAUCAGGGAGCUGGUGUUUGUGCCCAGAAUGCCUCCAGGAACCUGGUCUGCCCAGGAGAGGGCUGCCUCAGGGACAGCCGUGUGAACACACUCGCAGACCUCUGAAUAGCUCUUGGUGACUCAGGGUGCAGGUGGGUGGGUGCAGAGGCGGCCCUGGAGAGGGAAGGUUCCAGAGGGCCCCCGGGCUCCUCAGCCUUCUGAGUUUGGGGGCAGGGGGAGCUAAGGUGAAGCUUUCUUGGCCUGCAUGUACCCACUCCAGACUUAGCCUGGUGGGGAGCCUGGUGGCACACUGCUCUAGGACACGGCAGGCUGCAUGCCACCACACAGGACCGGAGCAGCCACAGGAGGAGCUCGGAGAUGCAAAGCUCCCAGCGGGAACCCAGGGCCCCUCAGCAUUGGGGCAGGGCACCUGAGACAGGAGGUGCUACCGGAAAGGACACAUCUGACAGUGGAAGCUUUAUUUUUCAACCUCACACAGACACAGAGGACAGAGGGCUGGACACAGAGGCUGAAGGAGGCUUGUGCACGUGAGCUUGGCAGUCCUGCUCCAAGGGGCAAACCUUCCGGCUGUUGUCCAUCUGUCCGUCCUUCCAGCUGCACCCAGUGACCACACCCACCUAGCCCAAAGCAUGGCCAGCCCACCCUAGGCUGCAGACCCACCCAAGAGCCUUUGACAAAGGAGGGUUUACAUUUCUGUAGGUCAUUUUGGAACUUUUAAAUUAGUUUUCUAAAUACUAAACCGCUUGGAUUUUGUAAGUACCUGGUGAGGUCCUCAGGUAAAUUAAAAGGGCUUUUGGAAAAAUUCCCAUGUCUGAUCUCGCCUAAUAUCUGACAGAUGCCAUCAAGAAUAAGCAUUCAGGUACAAAAAUACUAUAUAUAUGUAUAUAUAAAACAGCAACGAAAUGAAACCACACUGGUAAAGCAGACGCGCCAUGCCAGAGAAUGCAACAUGGUUGAAGUUCAAUGCAUUUCUGGUCCUGGCAUCAUCUCCCAUUCUUUAAGGAAACAAAUACUUUAAAUAAUUUAAAUAAAAGUCGCAGGAUGAUAUUUAGUGUCUCGGAAUUUAAGAGGGUGGAACAUUCCCACACUUCGCCAGCACGUCUGGUUGUGUGUGGUCUCCUGAAUGUCCUUCCCCUGAAGCCAGCUCACGGUCUGUUCAUUUGGUUUUGAAAGGAGCUUGGAUUUUUCAGAAGACCAACAAAUAAAAGUGGUAAAGAGUUUUUCGUUGGUAUCAAUUACCAAAAAAAAAAAAAAAAGCCUAAGACCACUAGUAAAAAUGUUUCAAUGCCAUCA
Lutra lutra (Eurasian river otter) is the source of this 4614-nucleotide messenger RNA. RefSeq names its product peptidylprolyl isomerase like 2 (gene PPIL2). The transcript is spliced from 20 exons. Lineage: Eukaryota; Metazoa; Chordata; Mammalia; Carnivora; Mustelidae. The coding region runs from base 107 to 1675 and encodes 522 amino acids. The record is from RefSeq and is a predicted model, not a curated record. Gene Ontology annotation, biological process: protein peptidyl-prolyl isomerization; protein folding; protein polyubiquitination. Gene Ontology annotation, cellular component: catalytic step 2 spliceosome. Gene Ontology annotation, molecular function: ubiquitin-ubiquitin ligase activity; peptidyl-prolyl cis-trans isomerase activity.